GACAAUAAUCGGAAGCACUCUGGCAGGGGCCUUUCGUAUCUGCACUGCGUCAGGUAUCGGCCGCCGCGGUGGUGAGAGGCCAGCGCCAGAUCGAGCGGAGGGAAGGCGCGCGCAGCAGGAAGCAGUUCGCCGAACAGCUGCGCCGCUUCUCGUGACUCGGUGACGCCGCCGCACUCUCGCCUAUAUGUUGCGCGUGCGCGCGCGCGCUGUCAUGUGAGGCCGUGGAUACUGCGAACGGCGCGUUACUUCACGGGGAAUGCCCGAACCUGCAAAACAAGGUCUGUGUUAACCACCCGACCAUGGCGGCCACCAGCAGCGGGCCUCUCGAGACAAAGCGCUGUCUUCGGUUGUCCGUUGCCUGGCGGCUGUACCUGUACGCUCUGCACGGCUACUUGAUCGAGGUCACCUUCACCGCCGUCUGGGAUCUGCUAGUGUUCGGAAGCCUCGAGCUGCGCGGUUUCAGCAGUGUUUGGAGCCUUGCCAUCUACUCUAUUUCCUGCAUCGCCAUGGAGAAGAUCAACAGCUUAAUGCAAAGGCGCGGGCUUCUGGCUAGGGCGCUGGCUCACACUUGCUGGAUCUACGCCUGGGAGUUCACGACGGGCUCUGUGCUCAGAGCUAUGGGAGCGUGUGCCUGGGACUACCGGGACUUCCGGUACAACAUUUCCGGUUUGGUGACGCUAGAGUACGCGCCGCUUUGGUUCCUGUGCGGACUGCUCUUCGAACUGCUCCUUGUGAACAACGUGAACAGGCUAGUGUGGAUGUGCGAACAAGCCGAAUCUGCAGCCGACGUGAGGGACGGCUUUGCCGCACCCGUUGGCGCCGCGAAGAACGGAUACAUCACGUGGAAGAGAGAAUAGGGAGCUGUAGUUUGCACGCGUGAAUGACCCAAAGAGCGACUGGUCUCGACAGUACGUAGUCGUUAAAAUGCAACCUUUCAUUAUUUUUGUUCGACGAGCAUGCGACACGAAAACCUUUCUAACGCGUUGUGGUUCAACAAAACGUCACAAAGUGCGGCUACCAGCACUGCCGUCCACAUGUCUGGUAACCCGGCAUUC
Messenger RNA from Dermacentor silvarum, 1055 nucleotides. Its product is annotated as transmembrane protein 229B. Lineage: Eukaryota; Metazoa; Arthropoda; Arachnida; Ixodida; Ixodidae. The record is from RefSeq and is a predicted model, not a curated record. The coding region runs from base 300 to 857 and encodes 185 amino acids. The transcript is spliced from 2 exons.